This is a messenger RNA of Hippoglossus stenolepis (Pacific halibut), 4135 nucleotides long. RefSeq names its product syntrophin, basic 1 (gene sntb1). Gene Ontology annotation, cellular component: intracellular anatomical structure; synapse; dystrophin-associated glycoprotein complex. NCBI's taxonomy places the organism in Eukaryota, Metazoa, Chordata, Actinopteri, Pleuronectiformes, Pleuronectidae. Gene Ontology annotation, molecular function: structural molecule activity; protein binding. The transcript has 8 exons. The record is from RefSeq and is a predicted model, not a curated record. The coding region runs from base 392 to 2050 and encodes 552 amino acids.
ACGGUGCAGGUGAAACUGAUAAAGUUCUGGGUUCGAGUAAAGACGUUGGUUUUUGUGUUCUCUGUGGUGUUUACCUCUGCAUCACUCGUCACGUCACGCAUGUUGUGUGGAAAUGACAUGUUGGGAGACGCAGUUAUCUGGAGAUGGGAUCUGUGCUGACGACGGUGGGAGCAAACUCCACCCAGCAGAUAGGAUCUGCAGGCGGGCGGAGCGGAGGGCAGCGUGCGCCCACAGGGCUCGGGGCUGGUUGGUCGGGACGCCUCCUGACAAGUCCCGCAGAAAAACUUCUGAGGGGCAAAGUCCAGCCUGUGCGCCACGGAGACGGCGUGGUGGAAGUGUGCGCGUGUGUGAGUGUGAGUGUAUGUGUGUGUGAGCCGGGAACUCAUGUCGCAUGGUAUUUGAGAGAAAUGCUCCAAAGAUGGCGGUGGUAGUCGCGGGUUCCUCCGGAGUGCCAAAAAGUGGAUUCGUGGAGGUGUUGGUGCGGGAGCAGUGGCACAAAGUUUUGGCCAACUUGAACGAGGAAGCGCUCACGCUGAGCUGCGAGGAGGGCGACGGCGUGAGCGACAAUGUCAACUCCAACGGCGUCACGAACGGAUCCUACCUGGACAACAACAACACCAACUCCAACAACGGCCCCCAGACCGUGCGCACCGCGUUCACGGACCUCCCGGAGCGAGUGCCCGAGGCGAUCGCCAACCGAAAGCGGUGCGUCAAGGUGUGCAAGCAGGAGAUCGGCGGGCUGGGGAUCAGCAUCAAGGGCGGCAAGGAGAACAAAAUGCCCAUCCUCAUCAGUAAGAUCUUCAAGGGGCUCGCAACGGACCAGACCCAGGCUCUGUACGUCGGGGACGCCAUCCUGUCCGUGAACGGCAUGAACCUGCGGGACGCGACCCACGACGAGGCGGUGCAGGCGCUGAAGCGGGCCGGGAAAGACGUGACUCUGGAAGUCAAGUACAUGCGCGAGGCAACGCCGUACGUCAAAAAGGGCUCCCCUGUGUCAGAGAUCGGCUGGGAAACCCCCCCUCCGGAGUCUCCCCGCAUCGGCAGCCCUCCCAUCACCUCCCCCUCCUCAUCCGACCCUUCGAACCCCACCACCCAGCCCUCCCUGUCUCCCCUCGGUGACAGAAGGUGCAUACCGCUCAAGAUGUGUUGUGUAACCCGAGCAAUGACCACGCCAGACCCUGAGAACAGACAACUGGAGCUGCACUCCCCUGACGCCAGGCACACUGUGGUGCUGCGGUGCCCGGAUCAACCAUCUGCCCUGUCCUGGUUCUCUGCCAUGCACUCUGUCACAUCCACACUGGCACAGCGGGCACUGGCAGAGGUCAUCCAGGACACAGCCAGGACGGGAAUUGGCAGCAGAGAGAUACGACACCUGGGAUGGUUGGCAGGGAAGACAGAGAGUGAGAAGCAGAGCUGGAGGCCGGUGCUGGUGGUGCUGACAGAGAAAGACCUGCUGCUGUACGACAGUCUACCACGAAGCAAGGAGGCCUGGCAGGGUCCGGAACACACUUAUCCACUUUUAGCAACACGCCUGGUCCACUCUGGUCCUGACCGGGGGUCCCCUCACUCUGGCACUGAGCUGUAUUUCGCCACUCGGACCGGCACACGACUCGGCAUCGAGACUCACCUGUUCCGGGCUGAGACGACCAAGGAUCUGUCCCUGUGGACCAGACACAUAGUGAACGGAUGUCACGCCUCCGCUGAGAUGAUCAAAGAAGUCACGACGAGUUGUAUGUACCAGAGUCAGGAGUGCAGGCUGGUGAUUCACUACGAACAGGGCUUCUCUGUGCUGGCUGACCCCAAACUGGACGAUGGGGAGAACGGGGACGCGGGAGGAGCGCACACUCCCACCAGGCCCAGGGUGCUGCUCUCCUACCCCUACGAAAAACUCAAGAUGUCCUCGGAUGACGGAGUUCGCAUGCUGUCCCUCGACUUUGGAGGGAAGGAGGGGGAGAUUCAACUGGACCUCCACUCGUGUCCAAAACCGAUCGUCUUCAUCCUCCACUCGUUCCUCUCUGCUAAGAUCGCCCGCCUGGGUCUGGUUGCCUGACAGCCUCUCCAAAGGGACAUUUGAACCAUCUUCUGAAAACUGAAAUCCACCUUGUUCCUCCACCUGUCUGCAUCCCGCAUGCAGCACACAUAGUCGAACUCCUUCAGCCGGGGGACCCAAGCUGAGUGAAUGUAGCUUCUUUCUGGAAAUCAACCUUUCUUGGGUCUCCAACUCUAAAGUUAAGAAACACUGGAGAAACCAAUUCAAAUUGGUUUUGCUUUGAGUGAAAUGGACAGUUUUUCUUUUUGACAAAUCCUCCCUUUUAAAGGGCUGCAUGGACUGAAGAACCACAGUAGAAAAAAGAUGAAAUACAGACAGAGCGACACACCGGAAGGAGCAGAUUGGGCAUUAGUGUCACGUCCAGGAUCCGAAGGACAGCAGGGGUUGAGAUGAGUUCACUUUUAAUUCAGUCACAUUGUAAUGGCACACUGCCUUCCAUUUACCAUUUAUAUAAUUUAUUCCCCAUUAGCUCUGAAAGGACAUUCUGAAUUUCACUUGUAAUUUUUCUUCCACAAACACUUUGGCACACUGUGGAAAAACAUUUGUCAUGCGCUUGUCCUUUUUUUUUUUGCGUCCCCUGAGAUGUCUUGUUAGCGGUGUCAGUAUUCAUCAUUGAAACCGGGAGCCACGCUCGGCGCCACAGAUUCCCACAAUGUGACGGCAGACUCAAAUUCAAAUAGUCUCAGUAUUCUUUUUAACAGGCCGCAUACGGCGACCAUCUGGUGGUAUUUCAGAGUUCGACUGAUUCGACAGUGAUGUCAGCUAUAAUAACGAUUUGGUUUCAGUUAAAUGAAGUAGAAUUCACUUGAAUAUUCUUUCUCUUUCGUCACAUUUAAAUUCACCGUCCCAUUCAUCACCCGAAAAAAAGCUCACAUCUAACUUUAAAAAAGGCUGCGUUCAAUAAGAGCCUGCUGUGGCAAUUUUGUCCUAAACACUGAGGAACCAGAUGGCAUUUACUUUGUUUAAUUUUCCACGAUUAAUGUCAAAUUUACAUGGAGGUUUAUGAUAAGGAUAUAAAUUUGCAUAUGAUUAAUUUAUUCUUAAUUUUGCUUUAAACAAAAUAACAAGUUUAACAUUCAGAUUACAUAGGUAAACCUGUUUUGAUCAGUUUCAGACACUAGUUGGAUUUCAUAGAGAAAUAUGAUGUGCGAAGUCAUGUAGACAAUAUUCCUGGUUAGCCUCUGUCCGAAAGAAACUAGAAAUAUACCUACCAGCACAUCUAAAGCUCACAAUUGAUCUUGUUUCUUGCGUCCGCACUGUGCUAGUAAGCAGAUUUGGUUGUUUUGAUAGAGCCAGGCCAGCAUAACAUACAUACACUCUUAGAAUGUCUGAUCGCGUUGACCUGGGUAACAGACAAACAGCCGUCGCCUAUUGCCCCUCAAGCAAAUAUAUGCCAUGAAUAACUAGUAAUUCUCAACAUUCACAUUGAAUCAAAUGGUCCCAUAAUCACAUAAUGAAGUAUUAUUUAUCCGUCACUAUCACAGUAGCCAUCAUAGUAGUCUUGCAUCCAGCUUUAGUCGUGCAACAGUGUGGGUCAUCAUUUCUUUUGGAUUUUCUGCAGCAGAGCGAAUCGGUGUGCUGCUCUGUGUCUGAUGAGGCCUGGCGCCAGGUCUUUUACUUGUGCCUUCAGAUGACUGAGAAGAAAACAAACAUUUUAAUUUUGGAAGGAAUAAAUGAACAUGAAGAGUACAGAGCAAACAGUGUGACUGCUAUGAUGGCUACAUUGCUCUGGGCUCAACCAGCCAAAUCUUCUUUUAUUCGCUCUCUCCAUUAAAUCCCAGCACACUUCCAUUGACCAUUUACACGCACACUGUGAACAAUGAUCCACACAUUGUAAUCAUACCGCACUGUAGAAGAAACAUAAUCGUUUUUGUUGCUACUCAGAGAUAGUGGAGGCAUUGGAACACACGGAGAAUCCAGCAGUUACUGACAACCUCAAGUGGAGAGGAGCGCUUUGAGCAAAGGCUGCUGUGAUGUGUAGAAUACUCUGAUGCCUUCGGCAGCUACUGUACUGUCACUCAGAAUGAUAAAUCUUAGUUUUGAAACUCAGAUUGUGCACAUAAAUCAUGUAUUUAACAAAACUGA